Leptopilina heterotoma is the source of this 777-nucleotide messenger RNA. It is a transcript of the gene ATPsyndelta, whose product is annotated as ATP synthase subunit delta, mitochondrial. Gene Ontology annotation, biological process: proton motive force-driven ATP synthesis. Bases 160 to 645 code for a protein of 161 amino acids. NCBI's taxonomy places the organism in Eukaryota, Metazoa, Arthropoda, Insecta, Hymenoptera, Figitidae. The transcript has 4 exons. Gene Ontology annotation, molecular function: proton-transporting ATP synthase activity, rotational mechanism. The record is from RefSeq and is a predicted model, not a curated record.
GAAAUUUCCUCUCAAUCCCGUGGCGCCAGUGUCACUCAUAUAUUUUGUCUGCUGCUCCAUUUUUUUAGGGUGAAACCAAGAUUGGGUGAAACACUUUUUUCAAUCAAAAAGAAAUAAAAAAAGUUAGGAAAUAGUAUUUAAUUAAAAAGAUUAUUAAACAUGACAGCACUCGCCAGAACACUUCGUCCUUGUUUGCAAUGUGUACGAACACAAAUUCGAGCUUUCGCUGCCGAAGCCUCGGGCAAUGAAAUGAAAUUCACAUUUUCCGGAGCAAAUCAGGUAUUUUACGAUCAGGCAAAUAUUCGUCAGGUGGAUGUUCCAUCUUUUUCAGGGUCAUUUGGUAUUUUACCAAAACACGUACCAACAUUGGCUGUUUUGAAACCAGGAGUUGUCACUGUUUUCGAACAAGGCGGUGAUACGAAGAAAAUUUUCGUUUCUUCUGGAACAGUCACAAUUAAUGAAGACUCCAGUGUUCAGGUACUCGCUGAGGAAGCGCAUCCGGUUGAGAAUAUUGAUAAUUCGGCGGCUAGAGAUAUUUUAAGUAAAGCACAACAACAAUUAUCUUCAGCGUCAUCUGAAAAGGACAAAGCAGAGGCGGCGAUCGCCGUUGAAGUUGCCGAGGCUCUCGUCGCAGCUUCCUCGUAAUUUCUAUUAUGUAAUUCCAAUUCAUCUCUAAUUCGAGUCACACCGUACAGUUUAGUUGUCUAUAAAAAGACAAACAUCCAAUCUUGUUAAUGUAAUGUUACACGAAAAAUAAAACCAAUAGAAAAUGUGAAA